AUGAGUCUCGGAGGACCAGGUCUUAACGGAAUCACAGUAAACACCAAAUUCAUCUUUGGAGUUAAUGGUGACAUUAAAAAUAACAUCUUUUUGCUGGAGGAUCAUAGAAUCCUCUAUAGUGCAGGACAUAAUAUCGUUCUAUAUAACACUGAGGACAAGUCUCAAUAUUUCUUACCAGGUAAAUUUGAAUUUUUGCUAAUUUUCAUAGCUAUGGAGCUUACUGAGGGAAUCACAUGCAUUAAUGUCUCGGCCAGUAAGAAGUUCCUGGUCAUUUGUGAGAAAUCUGCCAGAGCUGUUUGGACAGUCUAUGAAAUUUAAAACCAAAAGGUUAGGAGAUCCCUACUUAAGGGAGAUCAAGAAAGUCACAGCAGUUACUAAUCUAAAGAAUUCGUAUCUUGCGCUUUCUCCCCUAAGAAUGAAAAACACUAUUUAAUAACGUUGACUGGCGAACCAGAUUGGCUAUUGUGUCUUUGGAAAUGGGACUCCUCAAAAAUUAGUGCCUUGAUCAAUAUUGGUCUUCAAGGUCCCUAGCCCUCUCCAUCUCUAUUCAAAUGUUCUUUCAAUCCAUUCGACAAUAAUGCUGUGGUGGUAACAGGAGCGAAUGUGUACAAGUACUAUAAGAUCAAAGAUCUAAAUGAGUUUAUCGCUGAUCACACUCAGCUUAACAACAAAGAUAGACAAAUUUCUACCUAAUACAGUUGCCAUGCCUGGAUGCAAUAUGAUACUGGAAGGCUUAUAGUUUGCACUGAGAAUGGAGAAAUUAUGCUUUGCGAGACUAGUGGAGAAUUUAUGGCUUAUAUCCACGACUCACCAGGGGAGAACUGCAAGAUCUAAACUAUAGUUCCAUUCACAAGAGGCUUCAUAAUUGGCUGUGAAAAUGGAGUCAUUCUCGCUUAUGAAAGGUAGGAGGACCCAAGAUAUCCAUACAAAAAAAUCAAGAAUAUGGAUGCCAAGCUUGACCCAUCACAGUCAUUCUAGCUUACUCAGUUCCCAAUUACUUCAAUGACAUUAACAUCUACUGAAGAUCUUAUUUACUUCAUUACUGAGAACAGACAACUUCUCAAAGUAAAUAUAGCCCUUGAUGGAACUGAUGAUAUUCCAAAAUAUGACUAUGUCAUAUGCAAUUUUCACUCUGACGUGGUAACAGGUCUUGACUUAUGCAUCAGAAAGACCUUGAUUGUUACAUGCAGCAAGGACAAAACUGUUAGAAUUUGGAAUUAUGCUACAAGAAGUUUAGAGAUAGUCCACUAAGUACCAGAACAAGCUCUAUCAGUAGCUUUUCACCCAAGUGGAUUCCAUAUAAUCAUAGGUUUGGACGAUAAAAUUUUGAUGAUGAAUGUCCUAUCAAAGUCUUUGAAUCAAAUUAAGCAAGUUCAAAUUAAAUCUUGCAGAGAGAUCAGAUUCAGUAAUGGUGGACAUCUAUUUGCAGCUGCAUUCUUGACUAAUGCUGUUCAUGUUUACAAUUUCUACACUGGAGAAUGCCCAUCUUAUUACUAAUGCAAAGGUCAUGUCAACAAAGUUAGAAGUAUAGAUUGGUUCGAAGAUGAUAUGGGCUUUACAUCUUGUGGAAUGGAUGGUAAUGUCUACUUCUAUGACUUGAUCAUUCAAAAAGAGAACUAACAAAGACUCAGUGACAAAGACUUCAAUUAAAAGAGUGUCUAAAUGUCUUGCGUUGUUAACAUUCCAGGAAAGCCAUAUGAGGUAUAUUGUGUGGGUAAUGACAAGAAAGUUUGGCACUCCAAAGAUCCAAAAACAGGAUUUGAUGCUCAAGUGGUAAUCUCCCAAAUCUGUUUAACAGGUAACAUGAGAGCUCUGUUUGCCGGAGUUGGUGAUGAUACUCGACCGGGUGCUGUGCAUAUUUACAGUCUUCCACUUAAUAAGAUAAAUGAGGUGCAAGCUCAUAGCAAACCAAUUGAAAGAAUGAAAUUGAGCUUUGAUAACAACUAUCUUUUUACUGGUGGUCAAGAUGGUCUCCUAGUUAUUCAUGACAUCAAGGAUAGAGAUCCCAGAGGAGGAGCUAAAAGAGAAAGAGAUGGUCUAGGGUUGCCAUUUUCAGAUGAGAUCUUGACAGAGAAGACUGAAAUAGAUAACUUUUUAACUGAAAAGGAGGGUCUCGAAAAUGACUUUAAUAAUGCCAACUAGCCAGACAGUGUUGAAAAGAUUAUGAAAGUCAAGCGUUUAGAGGACACUAUCUUAAAGUUGUAAGAAGAGCUUUCUAACUCUCAGGUCCAAGCAAAGAACAGAUAUGACUCCUUGAAUGAAAACAAAAGAGAGAUGGAAAAUGCCUUUGAAGAGAAAAUCAAAUAACUUGCCGAGUAGUUCCAGAUUGAACUUGAGGAAAAGAGAAAUGAAUACUCACAAAAAAUGCUUGAGGAUGCUGCAAAAUUCCAAGAAUUGCAAGCUUAAAAAGAGGAAGAUGCUCGUAAAUUUGAAGAGACAAUUAAUGACAUUAUUAAUAAGCACAACAAGAAUGUUGCCACCAUUAUGGAGUAACACAGAACAUUGAUGGAAGGCCAGAUUGCAUAAACUGAACAACUUAGAAGAGAAAUUGAAAGAAUGCAAGAAGACAACAGAGAAAUCAUCAAGCAAAUUAUGGAUGAUGCAGAUUACGAAAUCACAGACAUCAACAACAAGAAUACCUAAAAUUAGACUUAAGUUCAAGAUAUGAGUCUCAAAUCAAAAGCUGAACUUUAAUUGACUAGGAAUAAGCACAUGGACUUAGAGUCAGAUAUUGAAAAGCUAAAAAGAGACAUUUAAGAUAAGGAAACUUAACUUGGUAAUCAAACCCAGACACUAACAAAACUUAGAGCGGAAAUCUAGACUCAAGCUACUGAAAUCAGAGAGAAAGAUACAGCUAUCGGUGAGAGAGAAAAGAAAAUCUAUCAACUUAAAAAGAAAACCUAAGAAUUAGAGAAAUUCAAAUUCGUACUGGAUUACAAGAUCAAGGAACUGAAGAGAGAUAUUGCACCAAGAGAAAUGGAGAUCACAAGACUUAAGAAAGAAACUAAUGAAAUGGAUAAGAAUCUAAAGCACUACAAUAAGAUCAAUGCUAAUCUAGGUUACAUUGUCGAUGAUCUCAGAACCAGAUAAGAGCAUAUGUAGGAACUGAUCAAGAAGAAUCGUAGCAAGAUAAGAUCAAAUGACAUCUACAUUAAGGGCUUUAAAAAUGCUGUCUACAGGGUGGUCUAAUUUAUAGACGAUUUUGAAUAGCUAAAACGUGCAGUGAACGAAAAUCUUUACCCAUAUGUUAAAGACUAAGAGAUUAAAAAUGUUGAGAUCGACCCAGAUAUUAAAAAAGAAUAUGAAAAUCAAAAGAGAUAUUUGGAAAAUUCUGUCAACAGUUUGAAGAAGAGACUUGAAAAGGAAACUCAAAUCCAUAAAGAGGACAAUAACAAUAUCAUGAAAGAAAACAUGGAAUUGAUCAAUCAGAUAUCAGAGCUGAGAAAAGAAGUUAAGACUUUAAACAGUAAACUCAGAAAUCAGGAUUCAAAACUUUUGAACUCCGGAUCAGAGUCUAAACUUGAAGAUCCGAACUAGCAAAAUCACAUGAACAACUUGAACCAAUCUCGUGACAGCUUUGAAGAAACUGGACUCCAAACUAAGGAACUUCACAUCAAGAGAUAGUAUAUCGAGGAAUUGAGGAGAAAACUUAACGCCUUGGUAGAUGAGAAUAGAUAUCUUAAGGGAGAUAUUGGAAACAACUAAAAUGCUAAUGAAGGACUUGAAGAAUGA
Molecule: messenger RNA, 3732 nt
Organism: Stylonychia lemnae
Lineage: Eukaryota; Ciliophora; Spirotrichea; Sporadotrichida; Oxytrichidae
Source: the annotation of a GenBank genome assembly